ACCCCAGGUAUUUGUGGUCUCCUGGCAACAAGUUCUUUGCGAAUGUAUAAAAGAGCUGAGUUCUCAAAAUGCCACUACAAGACCUCCAACGACCCUGCAAACCCCCCCGGCUCACCACUCAACCCGAGCGACAAGCGCAUUAUUUGCUGCCUCGCUCUGUGCAGGGUUUAGAACGGUCGACAAGAGGGUAAAAAAGAAAAGAAGAAUUUAAUAACGCAGAUCACGCUCAUAGAUGGACCUCCACCUUAACACAGUGAUGAGAUUUCUCUGCCUACUUGUAUUUGUCAGCGUUAGCUAUUCACUUCCAGUGCGACCGAAACAUUUUUCUAAGACUGAAAGUCACCGAGACAUGCCUGCACACUUGCUUGCGAGAUCAAGGAGAAAUCUCCAUGCAGUUUCGACUCGAAAGACAGUGAUUUUGCAGACAAAGUCCUUGUGGAUUUUUGAGAUCCGAUUGGACGGAUCGGUUGGAGGAACUACGAAUAUCAACAAUCCAAAUGUUAAACUACAACUUCAGUCAGUUGGACAAAGUUUAGUCCGCUUCUUUGGUAUUAGGGCUCGGAAAUAUCUGGCUAUGGACAAAAAUGGAAAUCUAUAUACCACGGCGAAAGCAACAAGCGAGACCGUGUUCCGUAAUAUUCUGGGGUCAACAGAUUAUCACACGUUCUCCUCUGCUAACAACAAUCACAAAGGAAGGCCGAUGUAUCUAGGGCUGCGAGAGAAUGGCAAGCCAAAGAAAGGAUCAAAGACGAGAGGAUCUCAUCGCUCAGCGCAGUUCCAGGUCCUUGCGGUGAUUUGAUUAGUAGAAUAUUUCUGUCGUUGUCAACAUCUUGUCCCUCAUUCAGCUGUAGCAGCAAAUGUUCUGGCUGACAUAACUGUUUCAGAUUAUUUGACUGGCUGUUAUGAUAUAUAUGAGAUUUUGAAAUACCAAAUUAAGUAAAUUUAAGCAAUUCUAAAGUUUAUUUAUAUUAAAGAGAGUUAGAGCAUUAUACAUAGAUUUGGUUUAAAUAAAUAACUCUAUGCAAAGUAGGUUUCCUUUAAAAUAUAUAAUUUUAGUUAAUUCUUUCAUAUCAGAUCGCUAAGUAACUAUGAGAAAUUCUCAAAUCUCAAUUUCAUUCUCAAAAAAUGUUUUCAUAAGUCUGUUAUGUCACGCUGUUGUGAUAGGCUAAGUAUAUCUGGAUCAGAUAGAAUAAGUACAUUUCUGUGGAAUUAUGUUUGAACAAUAAAAUGUUUGAAUAAUAAAAAAA
Messenger RNA from Nematostella vectensis (starlet sea anemone), 1247 nucleotides. Its product is annotated as fibroblast growth factor 2. Bases 233 to 799 code for a protein of 188 amino acids. NCBI's taxonomy places the organism in Eukaryota, Metazoa, Cnidaria, Anthozoa, Actiniaria, Edwardsiidae. The transcript has 4 exons. Gene Ontology annotation, biological process: positive regulation of protein phosphorylation; positive regulation of gene expression; cell differentiation. Gene Ontology annotation, cellular component: cytoplasm. Gene Ontology annotation, molecular function: fibroblast growth factor receptor binding; growth factor activity. The record is from RefSeq and is a predicted model, not a curated record.